ACCAAUGUUAGAGCUAGUCACUAAACUGCGUUACUAGAGAACGACGACGUCAUCGGUCGGCGACAAGUUAACCUGCACGAGUAUCUUGUGACAACUAUAUCGCGGACGUUUCGUUUCUAUUCCCCGUUAACCGUAAACAGCUGGCUUACGUGAACGGAUUUAGUAGGCUGUAAUAACUGAACAGAGAGCGGGGAAUUUCCCUGACAUCCAAGUAUUAGCUGGCACAUUCGUGAAUAUGGCGGACGCUUUCGGGGACGAUCUCUUUAGUGUGUUCGAUGAUGAUGCGCCGGCUGCCAACAAGACGGGGGAGUCCGGACCCACCGGCAAGAGCGGAAAACGAAGUGCUAAACCUCAAGUUGUGCUUGUGGGUUCUACGGGAAAGCCAAAGCGAGAUGCCGGCUGUCUUGAUGGCACUGAGGAAAAUGUGUUUGGGAAGAAAAUAAAACUGGAACCAUCUACUGAAGACGUAAACUUGGCAGAUUUUAUGCCCAGAAUAAAAGUAGAAGCCGUAGAAACAGUUGAGGGUUGUACGCAUGAGGUAGCUCUCCCUUUCAAUGAAGAAUACAUGCCCUUAAAAUCCAGAAUAGGCAAAGCAGCAAAGGAAUAUCCUUUCAUUCUGGAUGCCUUUCAGAGAGAAGCCCUUCUGUGCAUAGAUAACAAUCAGUCUGUUCUGGUGUCAGCCCAUACAUCUGCUGGGAAGACAGUGUGCGCUGAGUAUGCCAUUGCUCUGGCUCUGCGUGAGAAACAGCGUGUCAUUUUCACCAGCCCUAUUAAAGCUCUGAGUAAUCAGAAAUACAGAGAGAUGUAUGAAGAAUUUCAAGAUGUUGGUUUAAUGACUGGUGAUGUUACCAUCAAUCCAACUGCAUCCUGCCUGGUUAUGACAACAGAGAUUUUGCGCAGCAUGUUGUACAGAGGUUCCGAAGUAAUGAGAGAAGUGGCGUGGGUCAUAUUUGAUGAGAUUCAUUACAUGAGAGAUGCAGAAAGAGGAGUCGUCUGGGAGGAAACAAUAAUUCUCUUACCAGAUAAUGUGCACUAUGUGUUUCUUUCUGCCACUAUACCAAAUGCACGUCAAUUUGCAGAAUGGAUCUGCCACCUUCAUAAGCAGCCAUGUCACGUCAUAUACACAGACUACCGUCCUACUCCAUUGCAGCACUAUAUAUUUCCAGCAGGUGGUGAUGGGCUCCACCUUGUUGUAGACGAAAAUGGUGAUUUCAGGGAAGACAACUUUAAUACAGCCAUGCAGGUACUGAGAGACUCAGGAGAAUUAUCUAAAGGAGACCAAAAAGGCAGGAAAGGAGGAACAAAAGGUCCCUCUAAUGUGUUUAAGAUCGUGAAGAUGAUAAUGGAAAGAAACUUCCAGCCAGUUAUUAUCUUUAGCUUCAGUAAAAAGGAUUGUGAGGCCUAUGCUCUCCAGAUGUCUAAACUUGACUUCAAUUCAGAGGAAGAAAAAAAGAUGGUUGAAGAAGUAUUCAACAAUGCAAUUGAUUGUUUAUCAGAUGAAGAUAAAAAGCUCCCUCAGGUUGAACAUGUGUUGCCCCUGUUAAAGAGAGGCAUUGGGAUACAUCAUGGUGGAUUACUUCCUAUACUGAAAGAAACCAUAGAAAUCCUUUUCUCAGAAGGAUUGAUCAAGGCUUUGUUUGCAACAGAAACAUUUGCAAUGGGUAUAAAUAUGCCAGCUAGGACUGUCUUGUUCACCAGUGCACGUAAAUUCGAUGGCAAAGAUUUCCGAUGGAUCUCAUCAGGUGAAUAUAUUCAGAUGUCCGGUCGUGCUGGUAGACGUGGCAUGGAUGAAAGGGGUAUAGUAAUUCUAAUGGUUGACGAGAAAAUGAGCCCCACGGUUGGAAAACAGUUACUUAAGAGGUAAAGAAUUUAGAAGAACAGUACAAUAGUAUCAAAAUCCCAAAUGAAGAAAGUGUUGUGACUUAUUACAAAAUCCGCCAGCAACUUGCCAAACUUGGGAAAGAAAUUGAAGAGUAUAUCCACAAACCCAAAUACUGCCUUCCUUUUCUGCAGCCUGGAAGGCUUGUAAAGGUGAAAUGUGAAGAUGAUGAUUUUGGUUGGGGUGCAGUAGUUAACUUUUCCAAGAAAUCAAAUGUGAAGCCUAACUCCGGUGACCUGGACCCUUUGUAUGUUGUAGAAGUAUUAUUAAACUGCUGCAAAGAGAGUUUGAAAAAUGCUGCGACUGAAGCUGCAAAACCUGCAAGACAGGAUGAAAAAGGGGAGAUGCAGGUUGUCCCUGUUAUGCUUCACUUGCUGACUGCCAUUAGCAGCGUACGUUUGUACAUUCCCAAGGAUCUGCGUUCUCUGGACAAUAGACAGAGUGUGCUCAAGUCUAUCCAGGAGGUCCAGAAACGCUUUCCUGAUGGAAUACCUAUACUUGAUCCUAUUGAUGAUAUGGGAAUCAAAGACCAGGGACUGAAAAAAGUUAUUCAAAAGACAGAAGCCUUUGAACACAGAAUGUAUUCACAUCCUCUUAACAAUGACCCAAAUUUAGAGUCUGUCUACAAACUUUGUGAGAAGAAAGCUCAGAUUGCCGUUGAAAUUAGAACAGCAAAACGGGAAUUAAAAAAAGCUCGUACAGUGUUACAAAUGGAUGAACUGAAGUGUCGGAAGAGGGUAUUAAGAAGGAUGGGUUUUGCAACAUCAGCUGAUGUCAUAGAGAUGAAAGGUCGUGUGGCUUGCGAAAUUAGCAGGCAGUAUAAUUCGUUGCAUGAGAAGGUUGGAGGAAUUGCUUAGACAAAUGUGUCAAGCAGCAAAAGCAAUUGGAAACACAGAACUGGAGAACAAAUUUGCAGAAGGUAAUGAGCAUUGGAACUUGAAAGCCACAAAGUCCCUGUGUUCUUAGCAUUUUUGAAGGAAU
Bombina bombina (fire-bellied toad) is the source of this 2860-nucleotide messenger RNA. It is a transcript of the gene MTREX, whose product is annotated as Mtr4 exosome RNA helicase. Gene Ontology annotation, cellular component: nucleus. Gene Ontology annotation, molecular function: RNA helicase activity; ATP binding; RNA binding. Lineage: Eukaryota; Metazoa; Chordata; Amphibia; Anura; Bombinatoridae. Gene Ontology annotation, biological process: RNA catabolic process; maturation of 5.8S rRNA. The record is from RefSeq and is a predicted model, not a curated record.